Messenger RNA from Effrenium voratum, 2469 nucleotides. The record is from the annotation of a GenBank genome assembly. NCBI's taxonomy places the organism in Eukaryota, Dinophyceae, Suessiales, Symbiodiniaceae.
AUGUCUAGGGAUUACGUGCCGGCCUUCUGCUCGAAGAUCCUCUCGAUGAGAAAGGCUUUGCUGAGGACCAGGCCUCGCAUCCGCAAGGCACAUACCCUUCCGGAGGAGCCCGAAACCCAGCCAGCAAGUGUCAUUCCAAAAAGCUUGGACACUCAGCUGGCAAAUCCGGAUGAGCCUCAAACCCACUUGGCGGAUCCGGAUGAGCCUCAAACCCACGUGGCGGAUGGAGAAACCCAGCAAGAGACCCCGCCGCCAGCGCAGUCAGUGCCCCUGGUCGACUUGAGGAGCCCGGCUGAAGUGGCCGGGGUGGCAGCCGAUCCUGGCAAGGCACCCGCUGGGGAUGGGAAACCGGUGGAGAGCCCUGAGGAUGCGCCGAGCCCACAGGACGAGCUGGCAGAAUCCGGUGGGGAAGAGGAUGAUGAGGUGUCUGCUGAGGCGCCUGCUGAGGCGCCUGCUGAGGAGAAAGCACCGCCCAAAAAGGAAACCAUGGCAGCCAUCAAAAAACGCCUUGAGAGGCUGUGCAAGCCCAAGGCGGACGGAACCCUGAAGGUUCCAAAAGAUGUUGUUGCUGACUACCACGAUCUCAGCAAACGCCAUGUGGUGAUGAGUUUGUUCGAGAAGAAGAGCGACUAUGGCGAGGGGACGCUCUACUGGGCACUGGUCAGCCAAAAGGGCUCCAAGAAGCUGCUUGAAUCCGCUGACGAUGAUGAUGUGGAAUCUGAUGAUGGGGCAGCGCAGUCAGGCGUGUUGAAAAAGGUGGCCUUUCCCGACAUCCAGAAGGAAGCUCAGCCCGCCACCCUUUGCCCCAAAGUCACCAAGUGCAUCAGCAAGCGGUUGGACAACAAGAGACGCCGGCUGACCACUUCAGAGCGGGCUGUGCUGUCCAGGAAUGCUGAACGUGACAUGCACAGACGGUACUGCCGCCUGGGGCUUUCCAUACCAGUUCAUGUACAGUCUCUGGACCACACUUUACGGGGCCAGCCUAAGUUCGACACCCACUUCACCCAUGUUUCCGAAUGGAUGAGAGUGUUGCUUAAAAUGGCGCCCCAAUCGUUGUUUGGAGAUGCGGAUCCGGAACAGCAGUGUGCCGCAUUCUGGAGCUUAUACGAACAACACCACCCAAGUCACCAGGUGUACCAGCAUCGUCGGGGCGAUCUUCAUCGAACUCUUCCUAUCUUGAUUUUUGGGGACGAAGGGCGAGGCCCUAAACGUGGAAAUUUCUUGAUUUGGACAUUCGAAACCCCGUUUGGGCUGAAAGAUCUCGAGCCAACCUGGUCCUGUGGGUGUACCCAAGCUUUGGAGACACUGCCGGAAUCCGACAUCACGCGCUGCAACUUCGAAAGAGAAGUUCCGCAUGAUUUGUUGGCCAGGGCUUCCAAGCAAACAACCAACUAUGCAGGGCACAGCUAUCUGACAAAGCACCUGCUCUUUGGAAUCCCACAUUGGAAGUACAAGGCUGACAAAUCGCCGGUCCACAAGCACUGGGAAAUUUUGGCCGAGGACAUGAGCCGUCUUUUUCACGAAGGCCUGGAAGUGAAUGGCAAACGAUACUUUGCCGCACUCAUUGGAAGCAAGGGGGACAUGAAACACCACAUGGAGUGCGGGCAUCUGACCCGCAGCUACCACACAAUUGGUGAUGGAACCAUGAUGUGCAGUUUAUGCGAAGCAGGUUCUGAAGACAUCCCCUUUGAGACCGCUGCUCACGCCCCUUCAUGGGCGGCCACGAUGGGCCAAACACGCCCUUGGGAGACGCAGCCGGCUUUGGCCUCGAUCCCCUACGACACUGGGUCUCCCGAACAGGUGUUCCAGCUUGAUGUCUUUCAUCUCUUCAAAGUCGGCCUCGGCCGUGAUCUUGCAGGCUCAGCCAUUGUCAUCAUGGCACAGCUGGGGUUCUUUGACAGCCCUGGCGAUUCGAAAAGCCUGGAACAUCGUUUGGAACGUGCCCAUGGGUCCUUUUAUCUCUGGGCAUCUGUGGAGCGGUGUGCGCCAGGACUGAGAAGCUUCAAGCCAGCUUUCUUUAAUGUGAAAAAUCGAUCAUCCUUUCCGUGGUCGAACAGCAAGGGAAGUGAUACAACUCUUUUACUCAGGUGGCUCAAAUGGCUGACCGCCCUGCAUUUGCUUGACCCUUCGGCUGUGAAUCCGGAACACCUUACCCUCUUGAAGGUCUUGAAGCACACCGUGAUCAACAGCUUGGAAGCCUUUCAGGUGAUGCAUUCUCACGGGCUCUGGUUAGACCGAACCUGCACGAAACACUUGUAUUCUCGCAUUAUGCUUCUCCUACAGGGGUACAAGUCCUUAGCAAGAACGGCGAGUGAUUUGCGACAAGCAGGAUUUGGCCUAAAACCAAAAUUUCAUGGAUUACACCACGUAGCCUACCGACUCGCCGGGGAUCUGAGACGUGGUGCAGUGAGGAUUUUAAAUCCGUUGUUCGCUGCAUGUGAACAGUCGUUGGCCGCGUUUCUCGUUUGA